Nymphaea colorata (pocket water lily) is the source of this 1633-nucleotide messenger RNA. RefSeq names its product transcription factor MYBS3-like. Gene Ontology annotation, molecular function: DNA binding. The transcript has 4 exons. The record is from RefSeq and is a predicted model, not a curated record. Lineage: Eukaryota; Viridiplantae; Streptophyta; Magnoliopsida; Nymphaeales; Nymphaeaceae. Gene Ontology annotation, biological process: response to auxin; response to gibberellin; response to ethylene. Bases 248 to 1273 code for a protein of 341 amino acids.
AAGAGGGAUAAAGUUGCCAUAGCCACAGAGAGAGAGAGAAGGAGAGAGGUAGAGCUUCGUCCCUGUUCCUCAUUUUAUUUCUCUCCUUCCGAUUGGUGGUACCGCUUCGUUCUCUCCGUUGCCGCGCGUUUGGGUCGACGGCCGUGAUCCGGCAACUGCGUCGACGCCUUGAUUGCCGGCCGUUUGUCGCCUCCUCCGAGCGCUUGCGCUGCAUGCGCCGAUCGUGCCGGUUCGGAAGCCGCCGGAGAUGACGCGCAGGUGCUCCCACUGUAGCCACAACGGGCACAACUCGAGGACGUGCCCGUCGCGAGGGGUGAAGCUCUUCGGCGUCAGGCUCACCGAUGGAUCGUCGAUGAAGAAGAGCGCCAGCAUGGGCAAUCUUUCGCACUACACCAGCGGGGGGGCGUCGCCGGUGGGGAAUAAUCCCAGCUCCCCGUCCGAUCCGGCCGAGGAGCCUGCAGCCGGCGCAGGGGGCAGCGGAUACGCUUCAGAUGAUGCCUUGCACGCCUCGUGCUCUUCCAGCUGUCGUGAGAGAAAGAAAGGUACUCCCUGGACAGAAGAAGAACACAGGCUGUUCUUAAUGGGUCUACAGAAAUUGGGUAAGGGGGACUGGAGAGGAAUCUCCCGCAACUUUGUGACUUCAAGGACACCCACACAAGUAGCAAGCCAUGCUCAGAAGUACUUCAUCCGGCAGACCAAUUCAAGCAGGAGAAAGCGGAGAUCCAGCCUAUUUGACAUUGUGGCUGAUAUGUCAGUUGACCAACUCCCAGUAGCAGACAAACCACGCCUUGUGAGUUCCGCUAGUGCACCAUCAUUGGCAACUGAGACUGACAGUAGCCCACUCCCUUCGUUGGGUCUUGCUCUUGAUCAAGAAAAUGAUGCUGUUGAAACGAGUUCAAAAGAGCCUAUUGAUGUUGAAGAGCCUGUUGCUCCUUGCCCUCCGAUUCCAAUGAUGGUCCCUGCAUUUUUCACACCAUAUUGCCCAGUUCCGUUCCCAUUCUGGCCACCAUAUGCUAUUGUGCCCACAAAGGACUCUGAGCCCCAUCCAGUUUUGAAGCCAACAGCAGUACUGUCCAAGGAUCCUAUCAACGUCGACGAGCUCGUUGGCAUGUCAAAGCUGAGCUUGGGUGAAGCUUCUGGGCAGCCCGCGAAUCCCCUGGACUUGGCAGGAAAGCUAGGAGGACCAGAAAGGCAGUCAGCUUUUCAUCCAAAUCCACCAGUGAGCACAACAGGCUUGAAUCAGAACAAUGGAAGCGUGAUACAUGCACUUUAAGUUGCAGAUCAAGGUCUGGAGAUCCUUAGACCGUGUGUAUAUCGUGGAGGGAGGGACUCGAGGACUCGCAGGCAUGUCUUGCUGCUUGCCACCAGAAGAACAAUCUUAAAGUUGGUCCUGCCAUCAGUUUGAUUUGAAGGGUUCGGUUGUGGUUUGUGAGAAGCCUCAGUAGAACCAUUGCCAAAUGCUGCUGCCUGUUGAGCAGGUGGUAGGAGUCGGCUCAAAUGCUUGCAAGGUGGAGAUUGGGUCUUCAAACUUGUAAAUAUAUAAACAUUCUUGUGUUUGAUUUGAUGCCUGUAAUUUUCGUCUCUAGGUUAGAGUGUUGUGUUUGUCGGACAUGAAUAAAUGUUCCUUUCUGAA